UCGUUGUUCGUCGCUGCGCUUUUGUCCACAAAAUUUAUGCUGAGCUGGUUUUUUUGAGGUUAUUGUUUACAUGUUUAUAAGUAACGAUCAAUUGAAACAAAAUCUUAUUAUUUCUCAAUUCAAGUUAAAUAUAUUUUUUAAAUUAUUUUUUUAAAUAUUAUUUUUAGUAAAUCGUAAACUUGAUACUUUAAUUAUUUAAAAAAAAAAAAACAACAAAAAUAAUAUAAAUAAAGUAUAAAAAAAAUAAUCUAAACAACGAACGACGAAAUAUUUGGACUUUUGGCCUUAGUAAUCACCAUUAUAAAUAUUUGAGUGGACAAUACAUAUAAAUUUGAUUUAUUAUAAUUUAUAUAUAGUUACGAAAACAAGAUGAAAGUAACAGUAAUGACUCUUGGUGACGAUAUAUUUGUCCUGGACGUUAGUGAAGAUUUGGAAUUGGAAAAUUUCAAAGCUUUUUGUGAGGUCGAAUGUGGAGUUCCAGCUCUUGAAAUUGUUAUUGCAUUUAAUGGCCGGCCCCUUAUGGAUGAUAAAAAGUCUCUAAAAGAGCAUGGAAUUAGAGAUGGUGAUGCUGUUAUAUUACAACACAUGCAUCAGAGUGGAGUUGAUUUAAAUCAAUCUCAGUCUACCAAUGGAGCCGUACCAUUUUUAGACUUUAGUUCUAUUCGAGUACCCGGAGUUAUUGGUGCACCAUCUGGUAGUAGCCCUAAUUCAUCAACUGGUUCUUCAAGAUUACAAAAUACUCGAAAUGAAAAUGAUCCAGCUAUUCUUAGAGACAUGUUUCUCGCUAAUCCUGAUCAAUUGGCUUUACUCAAACAGAAUAAUCCUAGAUUAGCUAAUGCAUUACUUUCAGGAAAUAUCGAUAAAUUUUCUACGGUAUUGAAGGAACAAAUAAAAAUACGCGAAGAACGUCAGGCACAACGACUGAGAAUGAUGAAUGCAGAUCCGUUUGAUACUGAAUCUCAAAGACUUAUUGCUGAAGAAAUAAAACAAAAAAACAUUGAAGCUAAUAUGGAAGCAGCCAUGGAAUAUAAUCCUGAAACAUUUGGGACAGUUGUAAUGCUUUAUAUCAACUGUAAAGUUAAUGGAUUUCCUGUGAAAGCCUUCAUUGACUCAGGUGCGCAAACUACAAUAAUGUCAGCAGCUUGCGCUGAAAGAUGUCAUAUAAUGCGAUUAGUUGAUACAAGGUGGGCUGGAGUUGCCAAAGGUGUAGGUGUUCAGCGUAUUAUUGGACGUAUACAUAUGGUGCAGAUACAAAUAGGCAACGAUCAUUUGACUACAUCUUUCAGCGUUCUCGAAGAACAGCCAAUGGAUAUGUUGCUUGGUCUAGAUAUGCUCAAGCGGCAUCAAUGUUGUAUAGAUCUUAAGAAAAAUAUUUUAAGAAUUGGGACUACUGGAACAGAAACUCAAUUUUUAGCCGAAGGUGACUUGCCAGAAUGCGCACGACUUAGUGGCAAUAAUGAUAUGGGGAUGGAUGAUCAGGAAUAUCAAAAAGUAUUAGAGGACAGUGCAAAAGAAGCUAAAAAAAUAAGACAACAACAGGAAGGCAGCAGUAAUUCAUCCACUAGUACAUCGACAACGAAUAAUUUAGAAACAACAAUUACAGCUAGUGAUCCAUUUACAGAAGCCAAUGUCAAAGCCCUGGAAAAUCUUGGAUUUUCUCGGGCUCAAGUGAUAGCAGAACUUCGUAGAUUUAAUGGUGAUGGGAUGCAAGCCACUGCAGCACUUUAUGCGAAAUCGUUGAAAUUUUAAACCAAAAAAUUCAAAUUAUCUUUACAAAAGAUAAAAAUAAAUCACAAUAUAUAUUA
Messenger RNA from Microplitis demolitor, 1805 nucleotides. It is a transcript of the gene rngo, whose product is annotated as protein DDI1 homolog 2. The record is from RefSeq and is a predicted model, not a curated record. Gene Ontology annotation, molecular function: protein binding; aspartic-type endopeptidase activity. Lineage: Eukaryota; Metazoa; Arthropoda; Insecta; Hymenoptera; Braconidae. The transcript is spliced from 7 exons. The coding region runs from base 370 to 1749 and encodes 459 amino acids. Gene Ontology annotation, biological process: proteolysis.